AUCUCUACUGUCUAGAGAAAACGAGGAGAGAGAAUGGGAGAUGUGAAGAAAUGGUUGGUAACUUAUACAAAACAUUUGAAGCAGAAGAGAAAGGUUUAUCAAGAUGGCAUACUUCAUCUCUUGAACAACAAGAUUGAUUGCUUGGAUAAUAGGUGGCGUUGUAUGAUGAAUGUGAGCAGUUAUUGGACAGCAAGUUCUUGACAAGAGAUGAAGUAGUGCGAUCUGGCGAAUCAUUGACAUUUGCUUCAUUUCUAGUUGAUAUUGGUGAUCCUGAUAGUAACUGUACAGCUUUUUCUAAUUUGAAUCCUAUAUCUGAGCACGAUAAUAAGUCUGACAAGAAAAUGCCAGUUCGAGAAGAUGAAAAGUUAAGGCAUACUUUCACUAAUCGGAAGCUUAAUACAGCAGGAAGAAAGCCUUCAUUUAAUUGCUUAAGUCCAUCUCAGAAGAUUAUCAAAGAGUUCAAGAAAAAUCAAGAGAUCAAGUAUGGUGCACAUCAUAGUCCAACUAGUCCUGCAACCUCUUCUUUUAAAGAAUGGGAGGCACUGUAUACAACACACAUCACACAAAAGGCCAAGAAGUAUCAUGAUGGGUUCAUAAGAAUGAUCAUUUGUGGCUCCGAGGGAAGGCAGGUUAUUUUGUUUGACUCUGGAAAAAAUCAAAUAGAUAAGAGAUUUCUGAAGAAGGAUGAAGUUGUCAGUUCGGGUGAAUCAUUGACAUUUGAUGCUUAUUUGGUUGAUAUUGGAGAUCCUACAGGAGCCAAUGAAGAUGAUGCAGAUGUGAAGAUACAAAGAAGAAAUCACAAUGCUACAGAGAAAUCAGACACACUUGCUGGUCGUCAAUGGAAAAAGCUGUUUAGUGAUAAUUCAGUUUCCCAUGCAAAACAAAGCAAAGGAUCUACACAAAAGGAUGACCUAGGUUCUGGGAAUUCCAUUGUGAUAGGACAAUCUCGGGGUAAUGUGAUUUCCAGCAAACGUGUUUACAAUAGUGUGAGAAGCUCUGGAUUAGAUAAGAUCAAACAAAAGGAGAACAUUACAAAAGACAUGCCUUUACGUAAUGCCAAUCAAAUAUUAUCAAUCUUGAAAAAAUCUGCAGCUAGAGACACCAAUAACGUUGUCAAAGAUUCUCCAGUUGAACAGUGCCUUUCGAAACACAACAUAGACGGUUCACUUCAAAUUGAUUGCUGUCAAGAGAUCAGGGCAGCAGGGAAGCAUACCAUUACGUCUACAAUGACUGCUGAUACAGUACAAGCUAGCACCUGCUAUGAAGACAAUGUUAUUCAGUCUGGACCCAUUGAUAUUGAUUCAUCAGCACCCUAUCUUUAUGCAAAGAACAUUGAUACUGCAGAAAUACCCGUCUUUACACAAACAGCUGAGACUAUCAAACCCAAUGCACUUGAAUCUCCUAGCAAGAGCCAAAAUACAUUUGGAUAUAGUGUAGGGCUUGAGAAAUCAGUUAUCCUUGACUCUUCCAAAGGAGCAGACUUUAAAGACAGUCAUUCAUCUGUAAGAAGGGAAGACAUAACUCACCAUCAGUUCUCUACGAAACUGCCAGAGACAAAUGCGGAAAAUGUUGGGAAAACAGCUUCCACUUUAAAAAUGGGUAAUCCAAAAUUGAUCCCAGUGCUUCAGGAAUGGUUUGGCGAUGAUGUAGGCAUCAAAAAGUCCAAGAUGUCCGUGAAGAGUCAGAAGUCCGAUAUAUCUUUCAUCUGCCCCAGUUUUGACUUGGGAAUCUAAUGUCCGUUCGCUGACAUUUUUAUCGCUUUUCCAUGCCUUGCCGUCAACAGCAGUUUUGAGUAGCAUAGCUAUUGGCUUUUGUCAUCCUUACCGU
Molecule: messenger RNA, 1827 nt
Organism: Amaranthus tricolor (Joseph's coat)
Lineage: Eukaryota; Viridiplantae; Streptophyta; Magnoliopsida; Caryophyllales; Amaranthaceae
Exons: 11
Coding region: 342-1733 (463 amino acids)
Biological process (GO): double-strand break repair
Cellular component (GO): site of double-strand break; nucleus
Source: RefSeq, a predicted model, not a curated record